This is a messenger RNA of Rattus norvegicus (Norway rat), 7107 nucleotides long. Lineage: Eukaryota; Metazoa; Chordata; Mammalia; Rodentia; Muridae. The record is from RefSeq and is a predicted model, not a curated record.
CUCAGUAUGAAAGCAGAAGAAAAAUGCUAUUGGAAGCGGUGUGUUUCUUUUGAACAGCUUAGAGUUUGGUAUUAUUUGGUUCAACAUGAUUUAUGUUUUAUUUGUUGUGCUGUGUGAUCUCUCAAGCAUAUUUAUUCUAGAUGUCUGCUUCCUUUUUAGAAUUGAUGAUGCUAUUCUGGUUAUGUUACCUGCAACAUUUACAAAAUUGUCAGAGCAGGACUAAUGCUGGAUCCAUGUAGACGUCUCAGCUGAUGGACUCUUUCAGUGGGCCACGUGGAUUUUGAUCAGGAAAUUGUGAAAUGGAAGUGUGGAAGUAUUUUGAUGGGUAUUUGGAGAGACUAUAGAGCACAGUAGAAGGGGCCUGCUGUGGACUGUUCAGAAUCCUGGCACCUUGCCUUCCAUGACUAGCCCUUAGUGUGGCUUCCAUUUGAAGGGUAGCAUUCAUAAGGAAGAGGGAGUCUUUACACACUGGUCCAGAAUUAUGAGAGUACAAAAUUGAAAAUGUUGACUUCGCCAGAGCCGAAGGGCCUUGUCCCAUUCACGGCAGAGUCACUUGAACUUAUAAAAAAUCACAUUGCUAAAAAAUGCAACGAAGAGCAUGAAGAAGAAGAUUUAAAACCAAGCUGGGGUUUAGAAGCAGGCAAAAAACUUCCAUUUGCCUAUGGAACCCUUCCUCAAGGAACCGUGUCAGAGCCCUUGGAAGAUGUGGAUCCAUACUACUAUGUUAAGAGAAAUACUUUCAUGGUCUUAAACAGAAACAGAGUCAUCUUCAGGUUCAAUGCGGUUUCCAUCCUCUGCACGUUGUCUCCUUUAAGCUCUCUCAGAAGAGCUGUUAUCAAGGUUUUGGUGCACCCCCUUUUUCGCCUGCUGAUUUUAAUUAGUGUUCUCACCGACAGCAUACUUAUGUGCAUGAGUAAUCUACCGGAAUGGAUAUUGGCAGUAGAGAAUACUUUGCUUGGGAUUUACACAUUCGAAAUACUUGUAAAAGUCAUUGCAAGAGGUAUCUGGGCAGGGUCAUUUUCCUUCCUUGGGGAUCUUUGGAACUGGCUUGAUUUCAGUGUAACUUUGUUCGAGCUUAUCACAAGGUCUUCACCUCUAAGCUCCCUUCCAAUGUUUAAAACAAUAAGAACCUUGCGAAUUUUGAAGAUCAUUCCUUUGAACCAUGGCCUGCAGUCUAUUGUGGUGACGCUGGUCCAGUGUUUGAAGAAACUACUCGGAGCCAUUGCCCUAGCUCUGUUUUUUCUGACUGUGUCUUCGCUAUUCGGGAUGGGUCUCUUCAUGGGCAACCUGAAGCACAAAUGUGUGCGAUGGCCCCAAGAAGAUGGAAAUGAUGUGAUGUACAAUGGAACUGGAAGCCAGUACCAUAUUCUAGAAAGAGAAAACUUCUACUAUAUGGAAGGCGCGAGAUACGCUCUCCUCUGCGGCAACAAGACAGAUGCCGGCCUGUGUCCAGAAGGUUAUAUGUGUGUAAAAGAGGGCUCAAAUCCUGACAAUGGCUUCACAAGUUUUGACAAUUUUGGCUGGGCUCUACUGGCUAUGUUUCGAUUGAUGACUCAGGAUUACCCUGAAUUACUUUAUCACCAGAUCCUUUAUGCUUCAGGAAAGAUCUACAUGAUAUUUUUUGUUCUGAUCAGUUUCUGGUUUGCCUUCUAUAUGGCAAGUUUGUUCUUGGGCAUCCUCACUAUGGCCUAUGAACAGGAGAAGCAGAGAGCUUCUGAGGAGUCUAGAGACAUGGAUUCUAAAUGUCAUCAGACUGUGAAAGAAUUCGAGGAAGAACAUGAAGGAGCUGAGAUGGAAACUACACAAAUAGAAAUGAAGAAAAGAUCACCAACCUCUAUAAACACCACAUUGGAUAUACUGGAAGACACUGCCCUUGGACACAAAGAAGAACCAGAAACAUCCAGGAAGGAAUGCCCACUCUGUUGGUAUAAGUUUACUAAAACCUGCUUUAUCUGGAAAUGCUCUCCCUGUUGGAUAAAACUGAAUGAGUUUGCUGACAGAAUUAUAACACACCCAUUGUUUGAUCUUUUCCUUGUUAUAUGCAUCAUUUUAAACAUAUGCUUCCUGGCCCUAGAACACUUUCCAAUGAGUGAGGAGCUCAUGUCACUCCUUGCCAUUGGAAACUUGGUUUUUAUUGGAAUUUACACAAUAGAAAUGAUUUUGAAGAUAAUCGCUAUGCAUCCAUAUGGGUAUUUCCAAAUAAGCUGGCAUAUUUUUGACAGUAUUCUUGUGGUUUUGGGAUUAACAGAAAUGUUACUAGCAGAUAUUGAAGAAAUAACUGUUUUUAUAUUAGUCCCAUUGAUAUUUAUAAAAUUGGGAAAAUAUGCACCACCAUUUAAGAAUUUGAUGCGUAUUCUUGGUAGAGCAUUGGUGGCCCUGAAAGACUUGGUCCUGUUGGUCUCCAUUUUCAUUUACUUCUCUGCCGUGUUUGGCAUGAAGCUGUUUGGUCGAAGUUACAAAGAUUGUGUCUGCCACGUAGAUCAAGACUGUCAACGCCAACGUUGGCACAUGAGUGACUUCCUCCACGCCUACGUGACUGUGUUCCGAAUCCUCUGCGGAGAGUGGAUAGAGACAUUAUGGGAGUGUAUGGAGGUUGCAGGCGAGGCCUGGUGUAUUCCAUUUUACAUGAUGGUCAUUUUAAUUGGAAAUUUAUUGAUACUUUACCUCUUUGUGGCAUUGGUGAGCUCAUUUGCUUCAUACGAUGCUACCACAGAAGUGAGCAAAGAAGCCAAAAACCUUCAGCUUGCAGUGGCAUGGAUAAAAAUGGUAAUAAACUGUGUGCUUCUUAAAAUACUGUGCAAAGAAAAAACUGUUUCUACAGAAGCAACAGACCAAACAUGUGAUCCAAGUGUUAAAGAGAAUAUUUCUGGUCAUACUCUUUCUGAACUGAGCAACACCCAAACAUUCCUCAGAUACAAGGACCAGAGCAGUGGUACUGAGAAAACUCCAGUGACUGAGUCUGAGAGCCAAUCCCUGAUUGCUAGUCCCAGUGUAUCAGAAACUGUGCCAAUUGCUUCAGGAGAAUCCGAUAUAGAAAACCUGGAUAACAAGGAGACUCGGAGCAAGUCUGCAAAUGGAAGCAGUAAAGAGAAAAUGAAGCAAUCUAGUUCAUCUGAGUGCAGCACGGUUGAUAUUGCUAUUUCUGAAGAAGAAGAAAUGGUCUAUGAACAUGAAAAGUCGAAGCUUCAUAAAAAUGGUUAUGAACGCAAAUCUUCAGCUGGCCAAGUCAGUAGAGAAUCUAGGAAUGGAAAGAUUUGGAGGAACAUAAGGAAAACUUGCUGCAAGAUAGUGGAGAACAGCUGGUUUGAGUGUUUCAUUGGCCUGGUCACUCUGCUCUGCACAGGCACUCUGGCUCUGGAAGACAUAUAUAUUGAUCAGCGGAAAACCAUUAAAAUCUUCCUGGAGUAUGGAGACAUGAUAUUUGCUUACAUCUUCAUUCUGGAGAUGCUUCUCAAGUGGGUGGCCUACGGCUUUAAAGCCUACUUCUCUAACAACUGGUACAAGCUGGACUUCAUGGUCGUUAUCGUGUUGUGUCUUAGCUUAAUAGGCAAAACUCGAGAGGACCUGAACCCUCUGGCUUCCAUAAAGUUCCUUCGAGCACUUAGAGUUCUGUCUCAGUUUGAAAGAAUGAAGGUGGUUCUGAGAGCUUUGAUAAAAACAACCUUACCCGCUGUGAGCGUGUUUCUGGUCUGCCUAAUGAUCUGGCUGCUUUUCAGUGUUAUGGGAGUGUUCUUAUUCGCUGGCAAGUUCUAUGAAUGCAUUGACCCAACAAGGGGAGAAAGAUUCUCUGUAUUUGAAGUUAUGAAUAAGAGUCAGUGUGAAAACCUGGUAUUUAAUGAAUCAAUGCCAUGGGAGAAUGCAAAACUGAACUUUGAUAAUGUUGGAAAUGGUUUUCUUUCUUUGUUCCAAGUGGCAACAUUUAAUGGGUGGAUCAGUAUUAUGAAUUCAGCAAUUGACUCUGUUGGUGUGUACAUGCAGCCUAGUUUUGAGCACAGCCUCCACAUGUACACUUACUUUAUCAUCUUUGUUGUGUUUGGAUUAUUUCUUCCCUUGUGUAUGCUGAUUGGUGUUAUUAUCAGGAAUUUCAACAAGCAGAAAAUUAAGCAGGGAGGAUCAAAUAUCUUUAUAACGGUAAAGCAGAAGAAACAGUACCGGGCACUGAAGAAGCUCUUGUAUGCAGACUCUCAGAAACCAGCAGCCCGCCCUAGAAACAAGUUCCAAGGCUUCAUUUGUGACGUAGUAACACAUCGUGUCUUUAAUGUCAUCAUCAUACUUCUUAUCUGUUUCCAAGCAACAACCAUUAUGAUACAAAAUGAUGAGCAGAGUCCACAAAUUGAAACCGCUGUCUUCUGGAUGAACUCCCUUUUUACCAUGCUGUUCACUCUGGAAUGCAUACUGAAGCUCACCGCCUUCCGCUGCCACUAUUUCACCAGCGCAUGGAAUGUUCAUGACUUUAUGGUGGUCGUUUUCUCCAUUACAGGACUGCUGCUGCCUUUGUCAAUAGGACAAUACUUUGUGCCUCCUUCACUGGUGCAGCUGCUUCUUCUCUCUCGCAUCAUCCAUGUCCUGCGUCCUGGGAAAGGACCAAAGGUGUUCCAUGAUCUGAUGCUUCCCUUGAUGCUGUCACUCCCAGCACUGCUCAACAUUGCUCUUCUCAUCUUCCUGGUCAUGUUCAUCUACGCCAUCUUUGGAAUGUACAACUUCGCCUACGUAAAGAAAGAAGCCGGAAUUAAUGAUGUGUCCAACUUUGAGACCUUUGGAAGCAGUAUGCUUUGUCUCUUUCAAGUUACAACAUUUUCUGGUUGGGACGGGAUGCUGGAUGCAAUUUUCAACAGUCAGUGGUCUGACUGCGAUCCUGAUAAAAUUAACCCAGGGACUCAGGUCAGGGGAGACUGUGGGAGCCCUUCUGUUGGGAUUUUUUAUUUUGUCAGUUACAUCCUCAUAUCAUGGUUGAUCAUUGUUAAUAUGUACGUUGUUUUGAUCAUGGAGUUCUUAAGUAUUCCUUCUAAGAGAAAAAACAGGACCUUGAGCGAAGAUGACUUUAGGAGAUUCUUCAAGGUAUGGAACAGGUUUGACCCUGACAGGACCCAGUACAUAGACUCUACUAAGCUUUCUGAUUUUGCAGCUGCUCUCGAUCCUCCUCUUUUCAUGGCAAAACCAAACAAGGGCCAGCUUGUAGCCAUGGAUCUCCCCAUGGCUGCAGGAGACAGAAUCCAUUGCCUUGAUAUUUUGCUUGCCUUUACGAAAAGAGUGAUGGGAAAGGAUGAGCGGGUGGAGAAGAUCCUUUCAGAGAUAGAAUCUGGGUUUAUGUUAGCGAACCCUUUCAAAAUUACGUAUGAGCCGAUUACAACGACUUUGAAACGCAAACAAGAGGCAGUCUCAGCCACUAUCAUCCAGCGGGCAUACAAAAGUUACCGCUUAAGGCAAAGUGACAAAAAGAUACAAGAUAUCCCGGAAAUAGAUGAUGGCAGGGAGGAUCCUAACUCUAAAGGUGUCCACUCUGGUCAAAUCGAGGAAAAGGCAUCUAUUCAGACCCAGAUCUAACCGUACUUCCCAAUUCUUCUUUCUUUACAUAUUCCCACACACACUAAAAACGCUUAACUAAGCAGGAGAUCGGAGACUAGAGAUAAUGGUCACAUCUGUGUGCCCACACAUCUCCAUGACAAGCUCUGCUUUAUGUCCAGUCUCGUGAUACCUCAGGAAAGACAGAGCCUCAGUAUUGCUGCAGGUAGCUAAAGUGGGUCACACUUGUCAUUUGGCUAUUUAAAAUGUUUCUCUGUGGCUUGUCUAGUGUUGCCUAUAGUGGAAGAUGUGUAAGAAGAAAAGAGAGGAGAGGGAAAUAAAGUUCAGCAGUUAUACAGUUUUCCUCAUAUAUUUUAUAUUUAAUUUUACAGGCCGGGUCACCACCCCUGGGGCCUAGUUGCAAAUAUGAGGUAUUUCCUUAAAGUGGAUUGUGCUUCAAAAAUUCGGGAAGCCUGCCUUCAAUCAUGAGCAUGCCUAAAUAAACACUACUGGGUGGGAAAGGAGAAUGCAGGUCUUCAGAAAGUGCCUUUCAGUUCUACAUUUCUUAAAAUGUUUAACUGGCCCCUCCCCCUCUUUUUGCUUUCUUCCUGAUGGCUUUUUGAAUUUUUGUUUCAUUUUUUGUUUGUUUGCUCGCUUUGUUUUGCUGUUGUUCUUUGGUGUUUCGUUGUCCCUCGUGACUAUGCAGGUUCUACAAGAGCUCCAGGUCAGAAAGAACUGAGAUUUAUGGAGCAAGAAGCGUAGGAGUCACACUUAACAAUGAGCACAUUUUCUGUAUUUCAUUCACAUUUAUACCUUUUUAUAAGUACACAUUUACUAAAAGGAUACAAUAGAGUUAAUGGACUGGAGCUUUACCUUGUUCUAAAAACUGGUUUAUUUUUUACCAUUUAUCCAUAGCAGGUGCAUGCUGUCAUAUAAAUUAGAAGAGUUGGGGGCAACCAGCAUGUUUAGGGGUUUUCAGUGCCCUGAUCCUUAAUUUAAAAACUGGUCACUUGAAAGUUCUUCCCAUUGUACGUUGUAUUUCUUGCAACUUGAAGAAAAUGACCCUUCAAACAAUAGGGGUAGUGAGGAAGCAGAUGAAAGUUAAGUUGGCAUUUUAUAACAUCAUUAUAUGCAAAUUAGCUCACUUAUGUUUCCCUUAUUUCUUUUAUAUCUUCUCAUACAUACUCAUGCAAAUGUUUUAUAUUUGAGAAUCUAUAAAAUAACAAACAUUAGUUUUAACUACUGAUAUUAUUUUUGUUAAUAUAAAUAGUUGGUUUUGAUUUCUUCACAUAGUUGUUUACUUCCACUCAUGUAGUUUGAGAAUCUGAUAUUUUCUCCAUUUGUAUAAAGACUGAUUACACCGUGCCUAUGAAGCCCUCCAGAAUUGAAAAGAAAAAAUAUAUAUAUAUAUAUAUAUUCUACUGGCUUAAAUAAGAAGCUUUAAAUGGGUUUUAUGAUACUCAAUGCCAUUGUAUUCUCGAGACUGUAUUUUGUAAUGAACGCAUGGACUCGAGCCUUAACUCUUGUUAUCUACUUUCGAUCCUCAGAAACUCAAUGAAUUUACCAACUUGCCUUGGACAAUCAAGUAAACGUAAUUUCAGAGUC